Biomphalaria glabrata is the source of this 1296-nucleotide messenger RNA. RefSeq names its product procathepsin L-like. Gene Ontology annotation, biological process: immune response. Gene Ontology annotation, molecular function: cysteine-type endopeptidase activity. NCBI's taxonomy places the organism in Eukaryota, Metazoa, Mollusca, Gastropoda, Planorbidae. The coding region runs from base 160 to 1134 and encodes 324 amino acids. The record is from RefSeq and is a predicted model, not a curated record. Gene Ontology annotation, cellular component: lysosome. The transcript has 7 exons.
AAGUGUAACUUAGAUACUGUUAUCUACACAUGAUUGUCACAAUGUGAUCACGUGGUCAACGCAGUUGUACAUAUAAACAAGCCAGAAACCUGGACGGUUGUCUUCUGCCACAACUUUCACAAUUCUCCUCGAACCGUUGGACUUCAACAACAAUCAACGAUGUUCAAACUCACACUACUCGCACUAGCCCUCGCUGUGGCUUCAGCCAGCACUACAGCCAACUGGCUUAUCUUUAAGUCCAAACACAACAAGACUUACAGUGGAGAUGAAGACGUCAUCAGGAGAUACAUCUGGGAGUCUAACCUGAAAGUGAUUGAAGAACACAACGAGCGUUACGCCCAGGGACUGGAGACUUACUACCUGGGAGAGAACAAAUACGCCGACAUGACUCACGAAGAAUUUGUGAGAACCAUGAACGGUCUCCGUGUGAAUAGACCACUGACCCCUGGAAACUUUGCUAGUGGAUUGUUGAAGAAUGCUCUACCCGACUCAGUGGACUGGAGAAAGGAGGGCUACGUCACUGACAUUAAAGAUCAGGGUCAGUGUGGUUCCUGCUGGGCUUUCUCUACCACUGGAUCUCUGGAAGGUCAACACUUCAAGGCCACCAAGAAAUUGGUCAGCCUGUCAGAAUCCAACUUGGUCGACUGCUCAAAGAAGUUCGGUAACCAAGGCUGCAACGGCGGUCUGAUGGACCAGGCCUUCCAAUACGUCAUUAAAAACAAGGGUAUUGACACUGAACAGAGCUACCCCUACAAACCUGAGGACCGUAAAUGUACCUUCAAGGCAGCCAAUGUUGGAGCUACUGAGAAAUCUUUUAAAGACGUGACCAGUGGAAGUGAAGACGCAUUGCAAGAAGCUGUUGCCACCAUUGGCCCAAUCAGUGUCGCCAUUGAUGCCAGCCACAACUCUUUCCAGCUCUACUCUGGAGGUAUCUAUAACGAGAAAGCUUGCAGUACUAGUGAGCUAGAUCACGGUGUUCUGGCUGUAGGAUACGGCACUGAGAAUAACAAAGACUUCUGGAUCGUCAAGAACAGUUGGGGCAAAUCCUGGGGAGAGGAAGGCUACAUCCGUAUGACCAGAAACAAGAACAACCAAUGCGGUAUUGCUACCAUGGCCAGCUACCCAAUUGUCUAAACGAGGACUUGCGGCCUGAUUAACAGAUCUAGUCAACUCUGACCUGGACACGAGUAACUAGGUCAAACAUUGUUCCUGACCUAUGCGUUACAACUGAAAUGUUUACAAAAUAUGUUGAUUGUUGUAUUUUUAUUCUAUAAACGGUUUUUUAAAUAACAAAAA